Messenger RNA from Galendromus occidentalis (western predatory mite), 3270 nucleotides. Its product is annotated as gem-associated protein 5. The record is from RefSeq and is a predicted model, not a curated record. Gene Ontology annotation, cellular component: nucleus; SMN complex. Lineage: Eukaryota; Metazoa; Arthropoda; Arachnida; Mesostigmata; Phytoseiidae. Gene Ontology annotation, molecular function: mRNA 3'-UTR binding; protein binding. The transcript is spliced from 18 exons. Gene Ontology annotation, biological process: spliceosomal snRNP assembly.
AUGUCCACCCUGUACGCGGUGCCGGACGCUCUGUGGUACCGGCCGAGAGCCAUGGCAGUUUCGCAGACCGGCCUGAUUGCGACAUCGGCAGGUUCCAGCAUACUCCUGUCGAGAAUUGACAGUCCGAGUAACGGUGCCGUACAACAAACGGAUGGGAAUGAGAGAACCGAUUCGAAAAGCCCGAAUAACGCUGAUGCCAGAGAAAGUACGAAAUCGUCAGAAGAUACGGAUAUGUCGUAGGAUCAACUCAUUUACCUGAAGAAGAUCAACUUGUUUAAUGAGAAAUGUCACGCUGUUGCGUUCUCCCCUGCGGGAUUCGCCGGAGUUGAAAGGAUCGCCCUCUUGCUCGAUAUGAGCGUUGUAAAAGUCAUAGACUAUCCCUCGAUGGAGAUCGUUUUCAGCGAAAAGUAUACUUCUGAGAUUCGAACCAUACGCUUCAUGAACGACAGACCCCAUUGCCUCGCCAUCGGUAUGACGUCAGCAGAAAUACUGGUCGUAGACAUGUCGACCAAGUCCGUUCAGCGAAGCGGGAGCCUCAAUGUCAAAAUACAGAUCGAAGACCUCCAAGAUUUCGAUGUCCGUAACGGCUUAGCGGUCCUAGGAUGCAGCAAAGGCAGCGUGGCCAUCGUGGAUACCCGGACCUGGAAGGUGUUGAACAAACACAAACUCAACAGUGUGAUCCGAGCGGUCGCUUGGCACCCUAAGGGUCAGAUCGCGGCGGCCAUGUCCGUAGCUGAGAAGAGCUGCCUCAUCAUUGGCCAGAAAGAAGCUUUCAGUAUUCAAUUGCCACCUAAAGCAAUAAGAUCGACUUACACUGACAGAGAGCUCCUGACUGCUUGCGUGUGCUGGUGCGGCUCUAAUCUGGUGGUCGGAUCUCCUUGGGGCACAGUUUGUGUGGGCGCGUACAACGGGAAAGAGACAACGUUGAACGUUAUUCCGCAGGAGACUACUACUAAAUCUUUGAGCGCAAUGGUCCCGAUUGCGCCAAAUCUCGUUCUGACUUCCGGAAUAGAAAGAACGCUCUGUCUGUGGGACACGCAGUCUCUCGAGCUUUUAAUGUCACGACCGUGUCUAGCGGGCUUCGUGUACGACAUGAAAUUCCAUCCAGCGGGAACAGGGGCUCUGGCAAUCGCCAGCGGAUGUGGCAGGGUGUGUUUGGCGAAAACGGACCAAGGAUCCUUGGAACAGAUCGCGAAACAUGCGUCGGUCAAGUGUCGAGUCUACUGCUUGGCCUGGCAUCCCACCAAUGAAAUGCAAUUGGCGUUCGGCACUCAGAAAGGCGACGUAUUCGUCGUGGAUGUAUCCCCUCAGAAGACGACGAGCAAGAAAUUCGUGUCUCCCCAAAGGACUGGCAUCGGUUCUCUCUGCUUCGCCAGCAUUCCCCUCAUCAGUGAACAUCCCAUCGUUUUGGCCGCAGACUGUAAUCAAGCUUUUGUGGGGAAGACGAAGAACGGGGCCCUGAUCCCGCUAGAAAUGUUCAUCAAGGAUCUCGCCAAACAUAAGAUUUGGAGUGUGGACGCGAUCAACGAGCGAAACUUGCUUUUCCUCGGGACUCGGCAAGGCAAAGUCCUCACUGUGGAUACGAGUGCGCUCUCGAUAAUAUCAGAAACGAUCCUGGAGAAACAGGCCGCACAGAGAACUGUGAUUUCCGCGAAUGGGACCUACCUAGCGCUUGUUUUUGGGAAUGAUUACUUCAGCAUCUUCAAUGUAGAGCAACUCGUCAAGGCGGAUAUGAGUCAUCCGGUGGUAGCGAUCUGGAAGAUUGUUGGUCAUUCGUGCACUGCCCUAUGCUGGAAUCCUUUCAACGAGGACGAGUUCGCCAUUGGAGGCAGCAACGGCUCGGUUCAGGUCCGGAAGAUCGGCUCCAGUCGCGUGAUCAAAACCCUGAACAACGCAACGGGACAUAAGUCCAUCAUUGCUAUGCAAUGGAGCAGCAUCGACGAGAACCUGGUUUAUCUCGGCACCAAUGGUCAUACGGUCUACGAAUUGAACGUAGCGGAAAGUGUUGAAGACUGCAACGUAGAAAUCAACCUGUCGGAAAAACCAAAGAUUGAGCGUCCACAAAACAACGGCGCGAAAAGCAAGGGUUCAAAAGUCCGCCCGCUGUUCCCUCUCGCGAGUAACGCGGAGAACAUUCCAAAAGCCGAGGGUCUUAAUGAUUUGCUCCUCCUUCAGAGUUGUCAGGUCAAAGGAGACUACUCAGCUUUGGCGGAUAAAACACAUAUGGGCUUCUACCACAAGGACCUUCUCCAGAAAACCCUGAUUGCUGAGGCUGCUAGGCACCAGUCGAAAAUGGAGGAUGAUCUCGCGCUUCAGGUUCUACUCACAGGUGGAAACAUCCGGGACGUGGUCGGGAGAGCCAUCCAGCUGAAAAAAUUGAGCUAUCAGUUGCUCUCUCUCGCCAAUUUCGUUUCGAAGGAGUUCUUCCUCGAGACAGCCGAGGCUCUCAUCGAUCAGAACAAGGAAAGCGACAUCCAUUCCGUUCUAGCUCUGAUGGUGGCCACUGGCCACACGGAGGAACUAGUCAAGAUACUCUGUGAAAGGUUCCUCCACAAAGAAGCGAUCUCGAUUGUUCUGUCCACCCGUAACGACGAUGAUGCUCUGAAAACGAUGGUCUAUGAGUCGUGGGCGAACCGGUUCAUAGAGAGCGCUCAGUACGAGAGAGCUGCUCGAUGUCUUCUGGCUUGUAAUCAACCGUCGAAAGCUCUCGAAACUCUCAAUCUCUAUACGGAUCCCCUGUCUGCGUUGACUGCCGCUGUUCUCGCGAAAAGGUGUGAUCUCCCGAAUCGCUACCUCCUCUUGAAAGCCGCGAGGGAACUCCUCUCCUCAUCCAACGACAUUGAUGCCCUUGAGAAGCUCGGUGAAGAGUUUGAAAUUGAGGCUUUCGCCAAACUCAGAGCACUCACACUCGCGAUCAGAACUUAUUUCGAGGACACGAAACCAGUGGCGGAUUCGAACAAUCUCUUCAACCAGCCGCAAGAAUCGCUGGAGGUCCUCAUUGGAAGAGCUGGGAAGUUUGGCGAGGACGACAAGCAAAUCAUCGAAGAACUUCUGACCGACAUUCAGCCGGCGCAAAAUGUCAACCAGCUGAUUAGCCACCUUGUGUUAGAAAUUGCUCACGGGUCGGCGCUGAACAAUGGUCUGCUCGAUGAUGCGACGAAAUUGCGGAUCUCUAACAAAAUCGGCGAGUUCGAUGAGGGCAAGUUCGUACAUUUCGUCCUGGCGAUGCUGUAUAAGCCGGCUGAACCACCGGGAGAAAGCUCUGGUUGA